AUGAAAGAGAUAUAUGACAUGGAUCCAAGGGCAUACAACAGUGCUGUGAACUACUCUCUUGAUCAAUGGGCAAAUGCAUUCUUCCCGGGAAUAAGGUAUGAGCACGUAACAUCUAAUGUCGCUGAGUCUUUUAAUAAUUGGAUAAGGGAGGCUAGAAUGCUACGGAUUCUACAAAUGGUUGAGCAUAUUCGUAAACAGAUAAUGGUCCGAAUGAGUAAUCGCCGGUUACUUGCAGAUAAAUGGGUUGGAUAUCUCUGUCCACAAGCAGAGAUGGUGCUUAAAGAAAAUAUAGAGAAAGGUCGUCCAUUGGAUGUUAAGCAAGCUGCAGCUGACAUAUUUGAAGUGCAAGCACAUAAAACUACCCGCGUUGAUUUGGAGAAGAAGACAUGCACUUGCCGUGCUUGGGACGUCAUGCGGAUUCCGUGUAAACAUGCAUGUGCAGUCAUCUCGUACAUGAAGAGAGACAUUUACCAAUAUUGCGAUUGGUUUAUGUCCAUAGAAGCAUUUAAAAAGAGCUAUGACCCGAUUCUCUAUCCUAUACCAGAUUAUGAGAAACGAAGCGUGCCAAGGGAUGAGAUCGAGCUACUUCCACCACAUACUAUCAAAAGAAAGGGGAGAAAUAAAACAAGACGUAUCAACAAUCGAACAGUGUACAAACGACCUUUGAAAUGCUCUCGAUGCCACUCCGAAGGCCACAACCGCGCAACUUGCAAUGAGCCGAUCGCCGAUUGA
Messenger RNA from Asparagus officinalis (garden asparagus), 732 nucleotides. RefSeq lists its product as uncharacterized. Bases 1 to 732 code for a protein of 243 amino acids. Gene Ontology annotation, molecular function: zinc ion binding. The transcript is spliced from 2 exons. Lineage: Eukaryota; Viridiplantae; Streptophyta; Magnoliopsida; Asparagales; Asparagaceae. The record is from RefSeq and is a predicted model, not a curated record.